Molecule: messenger RNA, 1968 nt
Organism: Babesia bovis T2Bo
Lineage: Eukaryota; Apicomplexa; Aconoidasida; Piroplasmida; Babesiidae
Product: RIO1 serine/threonine kinase family protein
Exons: 1
Coding region: 46-1923 (625 amino acids)
Molecular function (GO): protein serine/threonine kinase activity; ATP binding
Source: RefSeq, a predicted model, not a curated record
UUGAUAUUAUAGAUUUAUUCAUCGAAUAAAUGACACACCUACACAAUGUCAGACAACGACUGCUCGGCUUACACCUCUGAGGAAGAAACAUCGGAUGAUGAAAACGAUGUAAUAUUACCGGCAAGGGCUGAGAAUAGGCAGAGAGAUAUAAAGCGAUCUAACUUGUUUUUUGCAACUCACAUCGAUGCUAAUGAUGCUAUACGAAGUAACCAAAUAUAUAAACGUAACUAUUACGAAAAAGGUUUAACCAAAGACAAAAGGACAACAGUACAGCAUGUUCUAGAUAAACGCACAUAUGUCAGAUUAAGGAAACUUUGCGGUCAAGGGGUGUUUCACUAUAUGCAUGGUACUAUUAGUACUGGUAAAGAAGCCAAUGUGUUUGAGGCUGAAACUCUCCAGCCAGAAACAGUAUACCAGAAAGAAAAUGGUGCGUUCGAAGAAGAAGAUAAGACAGCUUUAGAUGACGAAGAUGGAAUAGAUGGUGAUUAUCUUUCAUCAAUAUCAACUGCAUCAAAGCAAGGAGACAUCGAUGGCUUGACAAACAAUCUGGAAUCCCUUGAUAUAGCAUCAGGCUCCGGAUCUUCAUUAUCUUCAGAAAAUGGUAAUUUAAUCGCACAGAAGUAUAUGAGAGUGGCUAUCAAAGUCUAUAAAACAUCCAUUCUGGUAUUCAAAGAUCGUUCGAGAUAUAUUGAAGGCGAAUUCAGAUUCAGAAAUGCAUACGUUGGUAAUAAAAACCCUCGGAAAAUGGUUGCGCAGUGGGCAGAAAAGGAAUUUAGGAAUUUAAGACGUAUAGCGUUAUCUGGUUUAUACUGCCCUGCACCAAUAGCACUUAAGGAUCAUAUUUUGGUAAUGGACCUUAUAUUGAAUGGUGAUUCUGUGGCACCGAAAUUAGAAAACUUGGGUGCACUUCCUCUAGUAGAAUGGCAGUCCAUAUAUGUGCAAACGUUGUGUAUCAUGAGAACAAUGUUCCAGGAGUGCAAAUUAAUUCACGGAGAUUUGUCUAGCUUCAACUUGCUCUAUUCGAAAGGUAGAGUAAACGUCAUUGAUACAUCACAAGCUUUAGAAAAUGAUCACCCUAAUGCAAUGCCAUUCUUAAAAAGAGAUUGUGAUAAUGUGACACGAUUUUUUGAAUCAGUAAACAUUAUCCAAGAGUGUAAUGACGAAACACUGCCUUAUAGUCGAAUGAAAAUGUUAACAUCUGAACAAUUGUUUUGUUUUGUUGUUGCCCGAGAUUUAGAAGGGGUGGAAAUUAAUGAGGAUAGUGAUUUAUCUAUUCCGUUGACAACGACACAUCAAAGUGUAUGGGAUGAUGAAGCUACUGUCGAUAUAAAAAGUUUUUGGGAGACGAAAUACUCAGAUAUAGAAAACGAAGUUGCACAGUGUGUUGAGAAAAUGACACGCUUUAACAAAUUCGGUACAUCAAAGGAUAUCAAAUCGCUUAUAGUCAAGAAACGUGUGAUGUAUCUAAACCUUUGCAAUGCAGUUUUUAAUUUUCUUACAGGAUCUGUUUUUUCAAAUGAAAAUAUUAAAUCGCAUAUACCGUGGCUCAAACGUGUAAAUUUUGACAAAAGCCUGCCGAUGAAUAUAUCGCAAAUGCCAUUGGAUUUGGCAGAAAGUGUUGCAACGCACAAGGACAAUGUUAUCAUUCAAUUGAAUGACAUUUCUCAUGAUGUACCGUCGGAGGAUUCUUCUAUCCACAGCGAUGAAGGCAUCUCUGAUGACGAAACCCAUGAGAUAAAAACGGAAAAUGAAGAUGAUGUAAACGGGAAAACAAUCGAUGCUGCUCCUAAAUUUACGGGGAACAUACCGGAAGGUAUUGACCCAAGGGAAUGGAAAAAGUUAGUAAAGGCAUUCAAUCGUGAACGGCGUAAAAAUAAGAUACCGAAGCACAUCAAGAAAAAGUAUGGCACGAGUAAGAAGUAAAGUGGGAAAAGAUAAAUCAUUGCUACGUCAACACGGCAUCUUCAG